Messenger RNA from Teleopsis dalmanni, 1402 nucleotides. RefSeq lists its product as uncharacterized. Bases 511 to 1314 code for a protein of 267 amino acids. The transcript is spliced from 3 exons. The record is from RefSeq and is a predicted model, not a curated record. NCBI's taxonomy places the organism in Eukaryota, Metazoa, Arthropoda, Insecta, Diptera, Diopsidae.
CGAAUAAAAGCUAUUAAACAAAAAAAAAUUAUAAUAGUAAAAUAAUAAUAAUAACGUAAAACUAUAAACAAUUACUGAGAAGUUUUGAGAUACCGGUGAUUAAUCGCUAAGAUAGAAAAAAUACAGGUACUAAUUUUUGGAUCAUUGCCGUUUAACGCAUAAGAUGAGAGAACUAGUAGUUGUGCUAUCAGUAUUAAUGAGAUAACUACAUUUAACAAUUGAAGCUCUGAUCUAAAUUGUGUUACAAAAAGCUCAAAUCUGUGGAAGCCAGUUAUACCAGAAGAGUACAUUUGAUUGUUAAUAGCUCAGUUUAUUCCAAAAACGAUUGAAAAUAGAAAGGCCAUUAAAAAGGCACUCAUUUCAAUAUAUAUCAACAUUACAAGUUUCAUCAGUAUUAAAGCCAUUUAAAUUGAAAACUGAGUUCGACAGAUCUUCUAUAAAAAAAUUGAGGGCGAAAAAACCACGCCUAAUCCAAACUGUGUAAGUUAUUUAUUAAGAACACCAAAGUUAAUGAAAAAUAUAGCAAUUUUAGAAAAGAAAACUAUGGAUAAUCCACGGGGAUUGAACGAAAAAGACUUUUUAAUCAGAGAUAAUAUAAACGCAGUAAAUAAUGCUGCUGAUUAUUUGAUGGAAAUAAAAGAUGCGCCUAUUAUAAAAACUAAAAAGCGCGGACGUCCGAAAAAGGAACGAUUGCAUGAAGUAUUUCCAAAUGAACCACAGCGAAAUUUUAAAUUUAAAAGUGUACCAAUAGCUCCAUAUAAAUAUCAAGGACACCAAAAAAAAAUAGUACAAUCCUCAUAUGAAACACCUGGUCCAUCGAAUCAGCAACAAUCACGAGAAAUCUUCGAAUCCAAGCAAAAUAAUAAUGUGAAUAAAAGAGUGGAAGGGAAUGAUAAAUUAUGUGAAUUUUUACCUAAGGAAGCAGUUCAAAAAGAUCGAGUUUUAAAAAUUGAAAUUGAACCAGUAGUUCCACCCGAUGGACAUCCGAGAAAAUUAGGUAAAUUACAUAAAGUAUGUGAAAAACCUGGUCCAACAAAUCAGCAACAAUCACGUCGCAUACCUCGCAAUAUCUUUAAAUACAAACAAAUUAAUGAUAUGAAAGAAAGUUUGGAUAAUAAAGAUAAAUUAUGCAUUAAGGAACCAAGUUCAACAACUUUAUCCAAGGACGCAAACGAAACACCUGUAACAAUCACAAUUAUUAACAUUAAUGAUAUUUUGAAUAAUAAAAUAAUCCUCGACGAUGGAUCUGAUUAUAAAUAUAACGAUGAGUCGGAUGAUGAAUUUGACGAUGAAUAUGACAAUGAUUCCUUUUAGACACCGAUUACUUGAUAACCAUAAGCCGCAUUUUUACAAAAAAUAAACUAUCUACUAACAAAUAAGAAUAAAUAUAUUUUUACAAUAC